UCCAUUCAAAAUGGCGGACAUGUUGACAAGAUAAAACCACUUGCUAAUUGUUUUAUUUGUUACCUUUUUAAUUAUCCACAAAAAAUAAAUUUAAAAAAAUGUCGAGUUUUAAAUUAAAAUUUUUAUCAAAUGUUCCUAAAAGUUAUCUUCCAAUUGUUUUACUAAAAAAAUUUCCAGUUCCUAACCCCACUCUGUCAAAACUCAGUGACAAUAAAAAGUCAAAUAAAUUUUUAUUUAAAGAUGUCAAUAAUAAUUUACAAAAAAAUAAAAAACAGACUGGUUCUAUUAAAAUUAAUGAAGAUGAUGACAUUGAAUUGGAAGACUCAGAUGAAGAUAUUAUUUCAAUUUGUUAUAAUUCUCAAGCAACUGACACUGCUGAAGUACUGAAGAGUGAAGAGGAGUCAUCAUUCAUCAAUUAUGAUUAUGACUGUCCAUCAACACAGCGAGAUGUAGCUCCUGCCGAACCUGAAGCUGAAAGUUCGACUACUUGUCUGGUAAAUGCAAAAUUAAAUAUCCCGCCAAAUUAUUCACCUCUGGUUCAACUGGAUAGAAUAUCCUCUAAGAAUGCUGUGGAUUCUUCAGCUUUAGCUGUCAGAUCAAAACAUAAAGAACCAGAAGCAGCUUCAUUGGACAGCAAUCUUCAAAACGAUAAUGAUGAAAAUCAAGUACUUAGCACGUACUGUAACACGUCAUUUGAUUCGACAGAUAAACAUAUUGAGAAUAAUUACGGCACAUAUCGUGGAAGAAAAGUAAAAAAAUGUCCACACUGUCCUUAUAUGUCUUCGAGUCACUUAAAACGUCACAUUAUGCAACACACUCGUAACUUUCCGUUCAAAUGUACAUUUUGUAAUUAUGCUUCUGCAUCAAAAGCGAAUUUGCAACGUCAUUUUAGAGUCCACACCGGAGAGCGAUUGCACAAAUGUGAUCUUUGUAAAUUUACCAGCAUAACUUUAGAAAAUCUUCGAAUUCAUACCCGUAGUCACACUGGAGAGCGUCCAUAUAAAUGUUCCUAUUGCGAAUUUUCCUGUUCGUCUAAUAGCAAUUUGCAGCGACACACACUGAUCCAUACUAGAGAACGUCUAUAUAAAUGUUCUCAUUGUGAAUUUUCGUGUGCGACACCGGCUACUUUGCAACAACACACAAAGAUUCAUUUUCAACUUCCAUACAAGUGUUCUUACUGUCCAUAUUCUUCUGCAAAUGCAUACAACUUGCAAAGACACAUUAAGAUCCAUACUGGCGAUCGGCCUCAUAAGUGUUCUCAAUGCAAUUAUACCACUGCGUUUUCUGGCAACUUGGUGCGUCACUUACGUUCACAUGCCGGAGAUCGUCGGUACAAAUGUCCAAAGUGCCCAAGGGCUUUUACAGCUGCAGAUACUUUGAAAAAACAUUCCGCUGUUCAUAGUGUUGAUGGAGCAAGGAAAUGUUUGAAUCAGCAAAUGUUCAUUAUUUCAUCAAAUGCAAAUCCAUCUGAAAACAAAGCAAUGCAGUCUACAAAUCCUGAAAAAUCUCAUGCUUCAGUAGCUGAUACUCAUAACCAAACACAAAAAACAAAAGCAACAAGACCAUCAACGAUAAUAAAUAAACCAAUAAAAGGAAUUGAUGACAAAAGUCAACCAUACGUUUGCUAUGAUUGUAAUAAAUCAUUUAAGGAAAAAAAAUUGUUGGAAAACCAUUGGAAGUGUCAUCAUUAUACACAUUUUCAAAAAGUUGAAAAUUACAAAUGCCCAAAGUGCGAGAAAAUUUCAACCUCCUACGGUUCUUUUAUUCGUCAUUUUAAAUUCGCUCAUAGAGCGGAAUCUUCCAAAGAUUAAAAAAUAAGGAAAAGAAAGUUUUAAAUAAUUUAAGUAAAAAAACUCAGUAUCCAAUCAGAGAACUAGUACUCAAUCACAAUGCAUCAAUACAUAAUUGAGUACUAGUUCCCUGAUCAGGUACUGGGUCUCUCCUUAUGAAGUUGAAAAAAAAAAGUUUAUUUUAUUUAAUUACAUAUAAGUAUGCAAAUUAAUAUAUGAUUAUUAAAAAAUCAUGCAUUUUAUUAAACGUUAUUAUGAAUUAACAUAUCUAUAUCUUUAAAUUAAUUUUUAUAAAGAAAAUUAUAAUGAUUAAG
Molecule: messenger RNA, 2104 nt
Organism: Microplitis demolitor
Lineage: Eukaryota; Metazoa; Arthropoda; Insecta; Hymenoptera; Braconidae
Product: zinc finger protein 431
Exons: 3
Coding region: 99-1811 (570 amino acids)
Source: RefSeq, a predicted model, not a curated record